Messenger RNA from Manis pentadactyla (Chinese pangolin), 3358 nucleotides. It is a transcript of the gene OTUD5, whose product is annotated as OTU deubiquitinase 5. The record is from RefSeq and is a predicted model, not a curated record. Gene Ontology annotation, molecular function: cysteine-type deubiquitinase activity; K63-linked deubiquitinase activity. Bases 722 to 2422 code for a protein of 566 amino acids. The transcript is spliced from 9 exons. NCBI's taxonomy places the organism in Eukaryota, Metazoa, Chordata, Mammalia, Pholidota, Manidae. Gene Ontology annotation, biological process: protein deubiquitination.
UAUGCUCUGGGAGUGUUUAUGUUUUCGUCGGUCUGGCUGACUGCAGCCAAGUUGGAAGCUUGGAAGGGAGGCAGGUUAUGCUGUCGUAUUGCAGUACCCGCUGAGGGUCAGAGACUGGGGGAGAGAAGUAAAGAGCAGUAUCCGGCCGACAAAAAAAGGCAAGGAACUAGGGUGCCGACUUUGACUGAAAUCUGAAGCAGAGGGCAAGGGAGGGCGACACUCGCCUCUGAUUGGCCCGUGGGCGUCAUCGAGGACCCACUCAACUGCCUCUAUUGGUUGGUGGCCGCAAUUAUUGUGGUGGCUACAAAGAUUUUACCCACGUACUUCCGAGCCAGAGGCGGGCUGUGUCCUGGUGCGCGUGCGCAGAGCCCUGGUGCCCCGCCCGGUAGUUCACGAACCUGCGAGGGGGGCGGGGCGAAGAGGUACUUGUUUUGGUUGUUCCCUUUGAAGCAGAAGGCCGGAACGAACGUAGCAGAAAACUUGUUGGACUUCGAGAAGCUACGACAAGCUCGCCGCGUCGCCUUCGUUUUGGACUUCACAUCCGGGUUCUCUUGCCGCGUGACGCGUGUUUCGCCAAGAGUUGUCGAACGGGUGCCUCAAUCUCUUUAUCCGGGGCCCGCCAAUCCCGUCGUGCUUCGCGCACAGUAGUAGCCCCCUCAUCCGGGUUCUCUCCCGGCGUGCCUAGCUCCAGGUUUGCUGGGGGGUACUUGGUGGUGCCGCCAUGACUAUUCUCCCCAAAAAGAAGCCGCCGCCUCCCGACGCCGACCCCGCCAACGAACCGCCGCCACCCGGACCACUGCCCCCGGCGCCACGCCGCGGCGGGGGUGUGGGCGUGGGCGGCGGUGGCACGGGUGUGGGCGGUGGCGACCGUGACCGUGAGUCGGGCGUCGUGGGGGCCCGUCCACGGGCCUCGCCACCGCCUCAGGGUCCGCUGCCGGGACCCCCGGGUGCGCUUCACCGCUGGGCUCUGGCCGUGCCGCCUGGUGCUGUGGCGGGUCCUCGGUCACAGCAAGCUUCUCCUCCACCUUGCGGGGGCCCUGGCGGUCCCGGCGGUGGUCCUGGCGACACACUGGGCGCAGCGACAGGGAGCGUCGGUGCGGCCGGCGUGGUGGUGGGCGUGGGCGGCGCCGUAGGCGUAGGCGGCUGCUGCUCGGGGCCGGGCCACAGCAAGCGGCGGCGUCAAGCCCCAGUGGUUGGAGCAGUUGGCGGGGGCAGUCCCGAGCGUGAGGAGGUCGGCGCAGGUUACAACAGUGAGGACGAGUACGAAGCGGCUGCAGCACGAAUUGAGGCCAUGGACCCUGCCACUGUUGAGCAGCAGGAGCACUGGUUUGAAAAGGCCCUGAGAGACAAGAAGGGCUUCAUCAUCAAGCAGAUGAAGGAGGACGGUGCCUGUCUCUUCCGGGCUGUAGCUGACCAGGUGUAUGGAGACCAGGACAUGCAUGAGGUUGUGCGAAAGCACUGCAUGGACUAUCUGAUGAAGAAUGCUGACUACUUCUCCAACUAUGUCACAGAGGACUUCACUACCUACAUCAACCGGAAGCGGAAAAACAACUGCCAUGGCAACCACAUUGAGAUGCAGGCCAUGGCGGAGAUGUACAAUCGGCCUGUGGAGGUGUACCAGUACAGCACAGAACCCAUCAACACAUUCCAUGGGAUCCAUCAAAAUGAGGACGAACCCAUCCGUGUCAGCUAUCAUCGGAAUAUCCAUUACAAUUCAGUGGUGAAUCCUAACAAGGCCACCAUUGGUGUGGGGCUGGGCCUGCCAUCAUUCAAACCAGGGUUUGCAGAGCAGUCCCUAAUGAAGAAUGCCAUAAAAACAUCAGAGGAGUCAUGGAUUGAACAGCAGAUGCUGGAAGACAAGAAGCGUGCCACAGACUGGGAGGCCACAAAUGAGGCCAUUGAGGAGCAGGUGGCCCGGGAAUCGUACCUGCAGUGGCUACGGGAUCAGGAGAAACAGGCCCGCCAGGUCCGCGGCCCCAGCCAGCCCCGGAAAGCCAGCGCUACUUGCAGUUCCGCCACAGCAGCAGCCUCCAGUGGCCUGGACGAGUGGACCAGCCGGUCGCCGCGGCAGCGGAGCUCAGCCUCAUCACCCGAGCACCCUGAGCUGCACGCUGAGCUGGGCAUCAAGCCCCCUUCCCCAGGCACUGUCUUAGCUCUUGCCAAACCUCCUUCGCCCUGUGCACCAGGUACAAGCAGCCAGUUCUCAACAGGGGCCGACCGGGCUGCUUCCCCCCUUGUGUCUCUCUACCCUGCUCUGGAGUGCCGGGCCCUCAUUCAGCAGAUGUCCCCCUCCGCCUUUGGUCUGAACGACUGGGAUGAUGAUGAGAUCCUAGCGUCAGUGCUGGCAGUUUCCCAACAGGAAUACCUAGACAGUAUGAAGAAAAACAAAGUACACAGAGACCCACCCCCAGACAAGAGUUGAUGGCGACCCAGAGACUGGAGACCAUCUCCUAACCCCCACCACUCCUGCCCUCCAGUGCCACCCCACCUUCUUUGGCUUUCUUCCCUCUUGCCUUCUUCCUUCCCUCUCCCCUCCUUUCCCUCUUCCCCACUUCCCUCUGGCUGGCCCACUCCUGCACCCCCUCUCAUCGUUGCCACCAUCACCUGCCUCUUUGCCAGCUGAUGUGCCCUGUUGCCCCCUGCACAGCACCAUCCCUGCAUUCCACAGGGGACUUGGGCAAGGCUGCUGAAGGUAGGCGAGAGACACACAGACAACCAAACUGGCAGCCAGGCAGCCCCCAAGGAGAGACAUUCAGACAGAGGAAAGUCUCCUUGCCCCCAAUUCCUUCCAAGAUCAGAAAAACUUGUCAACCCACUUCCACAAUGAUACCAGGGAGGUGGGAGGAAGAAGUGGGAAUUCCCUUACCCAGUACCCCAAGAAUGUCUGAGCCUUCAAUGUUGAAUUUUUUCUUUAUUAAAAUGUACUUUUAUCUUAUAAAACCAACCUAUCAAAAACUCUGUAGACAAUAGCAUUGGCUCUAUGAAGGCGGCAUAUCUCUGGUUUGGGGGCAGGCAGGCCGUGGGCACAGAGGGGGCGCAAAAGAGAGGUUGCUGUCUCUGGCCUCCAUCGCUGUUGAGGUGGGCAGGGACUAGAGGGGAGGGGGGUGGGGAGGGCAGGUGUCACGUGGGCUUUGGAUAAUGAGACUCUGACCUCGCUGCAUUCCUUUUGUUUCUGCCACCACCACAGUCUCUUUGGAAUCUUGGGGUGGGGGUCACCUUUGAGGAUCAUGGCCGCUGCCCAGGAUUUGAGCAUGGGGGGUGGGAGCAGCCUCAGCAGAUGGGGCACCCGUGUCCUGCAGGUGUUGACAAGAUCCACCAUCUGUAAUGUUCUUGGCACAAUAAAACCAAAUGUCCAUUU